Molecule: messenger RNA, 381 nt
Organism: Macrosiphum euphorbiae (potato aphid)
Lineage: Eukaryota; Metazoa; Arthropoda; Insecta; Hemiptera; Aphididae
Source: the annotation of a GenBank genome assembly
AUGGCAAAUAACAAACCAAGAGGAGGUUCAUCAUGCGCGGUUGCUACAUGCACAAAUUAUUCCGGAAAGGUUAAAACCAGCGGUAGAAAAGAUUUGUCAUUUCAUAGGUUUCCUAAAGAUGAUAUUCUGGCAAAGAAGUGGCAACAUUUAUGUAGGCGAGGUGAUGUUUGGAACUCUAAAACAGCAUACAUUUGUUCUGAUCAUUUUACAAACAAUGAUUUUGUACGAGAUUUGAAAGCGGAACUGUUGGAAUAUGAACCAAAAAAACAAUACUUAAAAAACAAUGUUUUACCUUCAUUAAACCUACCUCUGGACCAUUCACAAAAAUCCUCUAUCCGAGUCUUCGUUAAACCGUCGAAAUCGAAUGAAUGUAAAAGAUAA